Molecule: messenger RNA, 309 nt
Organism: Amoebophrya sp. A25
Lineage: Eukaryota; Dinophyceae; Syndiniales; Amoebophryaceae
Source: the annotation of a GenBank genome assembly
AGCAUCUUAUUGCGGGGCUUUUAAGGCUACCUAGUAGUUAUAAAUUCAUCUCAGGAGGAGAGAAGGAACAGGUCGUCUUUUUGUCGCGCUUUCAAGGGGAAAAGAACCGUUACGGAUGCGCUUCAAGAUGAAUAUCGGUAAGGUCUAAGGCUUGCUAGCGCGUCGCAAGGGUGCAGAUCGAGAUGUUGUAGCAGGACUAGGCGACAGGAGGGACUGCGACACAUCAAUACUAGAGACUGGUUUUUCAUCGACGAGCGUGGUGAAGUUUUUCGCUUCAUCAAGAACUACUGCAAAUAAUGUAAAGGCAGG